Molecule: messenger RNA, 5132 nt
Organism: Cydia amplana
Lineage: Eukaryota; Metazoa; Arthropoda; Insecta; Lepidoptera; Tortricidae
Gene: c11.1
Product: maestro heat-like repeat-containing protein family member 1
Exons: 12
Coding region: 138-5078 (1646 amino acids)
Cellular component (GO): cytoplasm
Source: RefSeq, a predicted model, not a curated record
CACUGUCAAUGUCACAUUUACUUUCGUCAUGUCAUUUGUGUUGUUUGUGAAAUAGUUGCUUACAGAAAGGAAUAUAAGCAUACGACAGCAAUAUUUUACAAUAUUAUUUCAAACAGAUAACCAAAAUCGAUGCAAAAAUGCCAUUAACAAAAACGGAAGCACUAAAAGAAACUGUGACGGUGUUAAUAAAUGCUAUAGGAGAUAAGGAGAACUCAGUCAACAAUGUUGUCAUAAAGUCCCUUACGAAGAUAGCGAAUAACUACCCGAAUGAAGUGAUUGAUAUAUUUUGCGAUUAUUACAAGAACGCGACGUUCGUCACUAGUACACAUUUGGGAAAUGUUGUAAAAGUCCUGGAACAAACAUGCGUCAACCAAGUGAAGAGGCUGGACAAGGCCACAGCAGAAGAGUUGACGAGCAACAUGCUCCGCAUAAUGACGGAAAACCCGGAGCCGGAUCCUGCUGUGCAAAUGGGGGCGUCGGCAGUGCUGGUCGCGAUUGGACAUGAACAUCUGGAUUUGGUCCUCCGCUCGCUCAUAAACCAGCUGCCAGCGUCGUCAGUGCCUCACUACACGAUUGCACACACGCUGGGCACGCUAGCUGCAGUCAACACACGUGCAACAGUGCCUCAUGUUAAGGAGGUGCUGUCCAGGAUGCUGCCUCUGCUGCCGCUGCUGCGUCAGAACGCCAACAAGCAGGCUUUUGCUUAUGCAUUCGGCCACUUCGCUGUCGCCGUAUCAGAGCAGAUCGGCGACAACGUCGAAAAUGACAACAUCACCUCCAUCAAAGACAACUUUGUCACCGAAUUCUCUCUCAUAUUCGACGUCUUAUACAACCAAUUGCUGCCUUCCAACGAGCCUAGAGUCGCCGAGUCCGUACUGGAGGCCUUAGGCCCCAUCACUAGACUCAUAUCUGAAAGACAAUUCAACGAUACUGUCAAUAAAUUCAUGCUUUCAUUGCUCAGUCUUUACAGAAGACCGCAACUGAAUCUGUAUUACGUCAGUCAAUGUAUAUCGUAUUUACUUACGCCAUCGGCUCUAAACCCGAAACUAACUUUGCAAGACAGCGUAAUAACGUCUAUAAACCAUGUCCUCUUCAAUUUAGUUCUCUUAGAACCUGAUUACGAUCAGCCGCAUACAGUGAAAAACCAUUUCGAAGUACUACGCUGCUUCGAUCAUAUGACCACGCAGUUUUCUGACCACACUGUCGAAGGACUCUUUCACCAGUGUAAAAAUAAUCAGGAAAAGGACAGAAUGAAAGCUGUCAUCGUUCUCACACAUCUGAUCACGUCUUCGCAAAUAUUUAUCGAAAGAUACGCCGCGAAGUUUAUAGUUUUACUCAAAAUUAUGAUUGCGAACGAGCAGGGGCUCAAAAUGAAAAAGUUACUCGUCAAAGCGAUCGUGGGAUUGGUUUAUAGAAACUGUAUAACGGUUGCGGAAGAUUUCGCGAUGGUCGAAUUCAUAAUAAAACACUGUGGCUUCGAACCAGUAGGGAAUAUCCCUAAGCAUGAGCUCACAGAUUUGCACGAUACGUGUAAGAGUUCGCUAGUGCUGAUGUGCAAUACUGUGACCAGCGUUAGAACCCCUCUACGCAAUUUAUUGCUCAAUGCUUUGACAGUUGAAGAGUUCACUCCUUCCAUGUCAACCAUCAGCCAUUGCUUGACGUCCUUACUCCAGAACAACUCUGACGUCAUUAUUGAAGAUCAAAAUGAGAAAGCUGUUGAGCUAAAAUGCUCUCCAGACCUUGUUUUCAUUAGAUGCAUUACUCACAUAGCUGUACCUGAAGAGAUCGAAAGGAACAGGAACCUAUUGUUGUUUUUAGAGGAAUAUUCAGGAGAUGUUCAUAAGAAUUUAAAGAACUCCUGGACAGUUGAGAUUCAGAGGCUUUUAAAGUUUGUAGAAAAGAACGAAUCUCAAGAUCAGUGGCAUGGGAUGUUGCUUGAUCUCUUAGUGUCAGCAGUGGAACAGGUUAACAAUAAUAAGUGGGUAGAAACGAUUGCCACUUUGCUAUCCCAACAGAUAAACGGGAAAAAGCAGGGAAAUAUGAUUAAAGGGAUAUCUCUUCAGUAUUUAGCUAUUCUUUCUUGCCACAUGUCUAAUGCUGCUGUUGUGGAAAAAGUGCUAAAACUGAUUCUACAUCAGUUGAGAUCGAUACCUAUGGAGAUUUCUGAUUAUGUCAGUGAAGCUAUAGGUAUAGCUUCAAGACAGCAUGGAGAAUUCGUGCUAAACGAGCUAGACGCAGCUUACAAGGACAAUGAAGCUCGAAGAAGCAGCAAAUUGCUUAAUUUCUUAUCAUCAAGAGCGUCUAGAAGCGACGUUGAGCUUGGCAUCGUUAAAUACACCAUCAUUAUUUGCUACGGAAAAGUAGCUCACAAUUGCUUGGAUGUCCACGUUUUAGCAAGACUCGGGGAGAAUGUUACAGCGAUACUGUAUGAAAUUUUGAAGUCUAAUCCGCAGUUUGACUUAUGUAAAGCUAGUAUAACUACGCUAUAUGAAAUAAGCAAAGCAUUAUACCCCGCCUCUCACCAUAAUAUCACUUUAAGGAACAGAUGGCAGUUGCUUAAUGCAGUUUUAGAGCAGAUCUACAACUCAAACCUAGAGAAACGUAAUGUGGAACUGUAUCCGAUGAUUGUAAAAGCUUCUAAAGCGCUAACUAAACUACAGAAGGGAAUUUUACCUGAAGAAAGGAAUACGAUUCUCCGCGUUUUAUUCAACAGCGUCUUUGGAGAACUAUCCUCUUAUAAAAGGAAAUAUGAAAUGGAAGGUAAUGGAGAUAGAAACGAUCUUUUAGCUAAGACUUUAAAUGACAGUUUGUCAUUACUACACAGACUGAUCCAAGAACUGAUCAUACAAUCAACUUGCCUUAGCACGAUCGAUGAUUUAAUCGGAUUGCUGAUCGAAUGGCUUCGACACGAAAACGAUGAAAUUAGAACCGCAUCGAUACUGAUCUUACAAGUCAUGUUCGAUACUUACAUGAAGAAUGUUAAACUCAACUAUGAAACGCCAAGCAAAUUUGGGCAAAUGGGUUAUCUACUGGGAUUAAUCGUCCCAGGCAUCGCUGACACCAACUUCCCAGUCAGACUAACCACAAUAGACUGCGUAAAACUGAUCAUACAAAUCCAAGAUUUAUACGAAGGCCACACGAUAGAACCUAACGAUGAAUGCAUGGUCGAUUUAGCUGAAAUGCAAAAAAAUGUCCUUACGAAUGAUUUAGGUAUGAUAAACGAUUACUGCAUGAUGUUAUGCGAUGUUAUAUCUCCUAAAAUUCCUCAUCAUCACACGAUGCAGUUUGUUGAAAGUUUGCUAGAAGGUUAUGAUGACCAGGAGUUGAGAAGCGAGGGUGUUAGUGCUGUGUUAGACGCCUUGUUUAUAAAGCGAGGUCAGGAUUUGUUUCAGUGUGUAGAGAGGAUAGUGGAAGUGGUGUUGGGGACUAUGGAUCGUGUGGGGGAAGUGUCUAGAGAGAAACUGAUGGCGCCGCUUCUGUCCUUGUCCGGGCAUCACACUAAUGCGGUCACUGCUAUGCUGUUGGCUCAGAGGCUGCCUUUUAAAGAAUCGGUAGUCAGCUGCUGGCGCCAUCUAGCGAGAAACGAAGGCCUGGCGAACGCCAUUGUGGACAACUUCUUACGUCUCAUGUGGUCUAUAGAGCUAUACGAGGACCCGUAUCAUAUCACGGAGAAUCAUAUCGCGGCGUUACAGCCCUUGACUCUAAUAAGCGCUCUCGGAGACAUGCUUCAAGAGGAGACUAUGAACCCGAUCUGCGAGUCCAAAUUCACGGACCUUUUUGCUGUGCUCUACACAACCUUAGCCUGUUAUAUAGAAGCCGAGCCUCCGGCCUACGCGCCUGCUCAGAAUAAGUCUCAAGAACGCUUCGGAUUCAUUCCCAAUAGAGACUCGAUUAGGCUGUCGCCUGCCAAGAUCACUAUUGACACGUUUAAUGCGUUUUUGGAUAGAGCUGGAUGUACUAAGGUGAAAGAAGCCUGCUCUCUCUGUCUAAGCGUUGAACACGGCGACCCCAGCACGACCAUUCUCGAACUAGCCCCCAUACUAAGUUCGUCCAUCGCCCGCUGCAAACCGGCUUUGUUACCUAAACUAGUGUCCCGAGUGGCUGUGCAUGCUAGGAGCGCUUUACCUCCGCAAAGAGCCGCGGCGCACGCUGCCGCUCAUGCUGCGCUCACUUACAGAUGCAACGACAACCCAGUGCUCAUCGAGACAGUCCUGGCCAUCCUGAGUAUAGGCUGGAAAGACGAGCACGCUCGAGUCCGUGCGACGUGCCUGCGCGGCGCGGCAGGUGUUGCUCAGUUACGACCGGAGCACCGCGCGCACGCGCUGCCCGGGGCGCUGACCGCGCUCAGUCAGGGCAUAGAUGCCCCAGUUACACAAAAAUCAACAGAAAACGUGCCUUUGGCUGCCAUCCAAGGCCUAAGCCGCCUUCUCCUCGACUUGGACAAACUAGACAAGGAACACGACCGGGAACUCCUUUCGAUCUCCCAAAAAAUACGACCAUUCAUGAACACGGAGUCCGGACAGCUUCGAGAGAGCUCUAUAAGGCUGUUCGGUAUUAUAGCAGGGCUGGUUAAGGCCGAGCUGGUCGAGCAGGCCGUGAGCUCGCUGCCUUGUUUCCUGCUGCAUUUGUGUGACAACAACCCCGCUGUUGUCAGGGCAAGCAAAUUCACCCUCAAGCAGGUAUUCAAGAUCUUCAACGUAAAGAAAUCCAACGAUCUCAUCCAAACGCACCUACUAGACGAAGGCCGAUUGUACCUCGACGAGUUUCUAUCGGCGUUGCUGCGUCAGUUGGCGGACGAGAUGCCAAGCAGUGUGGCCAAGUGUAUCCAGAGCAGUGUCAACUAUUUACACUGUGCCAGAGAGGAUAUGAAGCCCCAUCCGCCUUUAUUGAUAGGUCUCCUCUACGCAGAGCUCCACCGCAUAUCCGAGAAACACCCUGAUGAUGUAGACCUCGACCCCGACGUGACGGCCACCGCCAAGACCCGCCUCCUGGCGCUCAUCAAGGACCCCAACCCCAUCGUCCGGCAGAACUCGGCCCUGGCCCUGGCUAACAUAUGCCUGGUUGAGGCGAGCGAUUGACCCGCACCGAUAUAUUGUUACAGGGGUGUUCAGUUUAAGAAACAAUUUUGAACA